AGAGGGAAGUCACAAAUAGCUGGAAUUACCUGCCUGCUGAGGCUCCUUCUUUCUGGCUUCAAACAGCUUCAGGGCCCCACCUUCAUCUCUGCCUCCUGCCCACUAGAGUUUCCUCCCCACUUUUUUUUUCUUCCUGAAAAAAUCUGGAAGCACCAGCUCCACAAGACUUGGGUCUUUAAAAGGCUCAGUCCAGAAGAUAGGCUCAUUUAGAAUUUGUUCGAUCCCUCCAGUAAUACAUGAAAGACUAGCAAUCAGCUUCUUCUGCCUUUUCAUCAUGGGAACCAGGGACCUCCUGUUCUUAGCCCUGAUCUGCAAGCUAGCCUGGGCUGGCUCAAUGGAAUCAUGUGUACACCGCUGUGGAGAGAGAUUUAACAAGGCAGCUGAUUGCCAGUGUAACCGUCAGUGUGACCAACACAAAGACUGCUGUGAAGAUUAUGAGAAACUGUGUACAAAUAAAGAAGAACUUCAAGAAAAGGAAACAGAAUGGGAAGAACCAGCAUCAGCCAGUAAUCUGUAUCUGGCACCUAAUUCUUGCCAAGGCCGUUGUGGCGAAACCUUUGACAAACACCAUCCAUGCCACUGCAACUCAAAAUGCCAGGAGUUUGGGAACUGCUGUGAAGAUUAUGAGAGUGUGUGUGCCCAUGAUGGUUUCUCUCAAAGCAAUGAUGGUAUCACCAAUGAAGAACUCCUGAUUAUCUCAGAGAAAAUCUACAAGGUAGACAACAACAAAGCUCAGAAGGAAGAUAUCAUUCUCAAUAGUCAGAACCGUAUCUUCCCCUCGGAGACAAAUGACAGAGUGGAUCGAUGCCCAGAGCCGCUCUACAGCUAUGUAAAUGAAGAACUCUUCUCCAAACCAACUUAUGCUGCUUUCAUCAACCUACUCAAUAACUACCAGCGGGUGACAGGUCAAGGGGAACAUUUCACUUCUCAGCAGCUUCAGGAACAGGACAUCUUCCUUCAAGAGAUAAUGAAGACAGCAGUCAUGAAGGAACUCUAUGGCUUCCUCCAUCAAAAAAACAGAUACAGUUCAAAACAAGAAUUUGUCAGUGAACUAAAGAACAUGUGGUUUGGGUUGUAUUCCCGUGGCAAUGAUGAGGGUGAUUCCAGUGGUUUUGAACAUGUUUUCUCAGGUGAAGUGAAAAAGGGAAAGGUGACAGGAUUUCAUAACUGGAUCCGCUUCUACCUGCAGGAAAAGGAGGGUUUGGUGGACUAUUAUAGCCAUAAUUACGAUGGGCCGUGGGACUCUUAUCCUGAUGUGUUAGGAAUGCAAUUCAACUGGGAUGGCUACUACAAAGAAGUGGGAUCAGCUUUCAUUGGCAGUAGUCCUGAGUUCGAGUUUGCUCUCUAUUCCUUGUGCUUCAUCAGCAGGCCCGGCAGAAUGUGCCAUUUGAGUCUGGGUGGGUAUUCCCUGACCAUCAAGACCUUUACCUGGGACAAGACUGCAUAUGGAAAUGGCAAGAAAUACAUUGCUACAGCCUAUGUGGUGUCUUAAUAUACAUUAGAGUUUUGAACAAGGAAAAAUAUGAAGGAUAUUGGAGGUCCUCCUGAACAGUGGUGCUGUCUGACCUGGACUGGAGUUGGGAAGUAUUAUACACUGACCCAUUUAAACUGAAAUAUUCAUCAGCAAAAAGGAUAAUGUGAGCAAACCUGGAAAAGCCCAAAAGGAAAAAAAGAGGAAAAUUGAAUUCAGGGGCCGAAAAGCUACCACAGCAACAGAGGAAUAUUCAGACUAAUGUCGUCUAGUAUUUCUGCAGUGCAGACUAGGGAUAAAAUCCAUGAGAGGAAUAUCAAGAUAACUGUUUUUUUGUUUUACACUGACAUGUUAUAGAGCAGUAAUAAUGAUAGUUAAAAAUAUGUGUGCAUAUAUACUAAACCAUUCCACCAAUACAAAUCUCAAAUAUACCACUGAACUCAACUAAUAAACCAUAUUAAAACUAUGUAAUUAUCAUAAACAAAACUAUCACCCACAAUUGUCUAAGCAUAACAUUGAUUCACAAACACGUAAAAAUGAUAUUGUGAUAGCUUUAGCUGUACUCAAUUUUCAUAAUCUCCAUUGAACAAAAAGUUUUCACAAUAGGAAAACCUAGCAGAAGAGAUUAAAAUUAUUCAGGAACAGGAUAAGAUGAAUAUGAUCUUUGUUAUUCUGUCUACUAUAAGAGCUGUACCAAGGAUACUUUCAGAGAUCUUAUAAAGGAUGAUCCUACCUCCUAAUACUUUUAUUCAACUGCAGUUUUUUGUGCAUCUUGAAAUAAUCUGUAGAGCAGUAAUUACAAAAAAAAAAAAAAUUGCAAGAUAUCAAUUUGUCCCAGAACUUUCUAUGUGAUCUUCAUUGAAAAGAUGAAAAUGAGAUGACAAAAAUAAAAAUAAUUUUAAACUUUUUGAGGCCAUCCAACUGUCAUGUGGAUGUGUCAUUGGAGAAGGACUACAUAUACUGAAAGACCUAAACAGGUUCUUUUGGUGGAGUCAUAUAGCUUGAUGUCACUCACUGACAUCAAGUGAAUAAUAAGAUUUUUACUUCUAUGUAGGAUAGAUCCCAGUGGAUUCAAGACUGAACAAGUCUAUAAUGGACUUAAACAAUCUUCUUAAAAAUUAUCAUCAUUUAGAUUAAUCUAGUCUCAGUAUUAUAUCAUUGGAAUGGAGUGCCAGUUUUCCAUGUAUGUAAACAUCAAAUACUUUAUAUCAUUCAUACAAUAUUUGAGUCUUUUUAUAAAUACACAACACAUGAACAAGUCACAUAUGUACAAUUAAAUCAAAGGACUUAUCAUCAAUAAAGACUGUGUCACAGUGUUUUUUGUGACAUGUUCAAUAAUUACCAAAUGAAUAAAGAGAUUACUCUUUAUAUUCCUGAGAUCUCUUAGCAUAUCCUUUUUGGUUCUCAGAUAAUAUAUUGUUUCCUUCUUUAUAGAUGUUUAUAGAUUAUUUUUCUUGUUAGACAAGUUGUGAAUGCUUUGUUUAAAGGACAUGGCCUAUAUUUUGCAUGUUGUUCUCAUCUUUUGCUAGUAGAAAUGUCAUGCCCUCUGUUAAGAAAGAUGAGAUCAGGUUUAUCCCUGAGAGGAAGCUGAGAAUGUGUUUUGGUGCUAAUCCAUGUACCAUUGUGAAGUGUUUGAGCCAAUGAUUAUGUAGUGUAUCUGACCCUAUUGCUUUCUAGAUUUGAAGUAAAGCUGGUUUCUGUCUCUUCUUUUGAUGUAAUUCUUCUAUCAUUCAUUAUACUGGCAAUGCACAGAUUUCUUGUUUGAUCCGAUAAAUAUUUUCACUUCAUUAGA
This is a messenger RNA of Sarcophilus harrisii (Tasmanian devil), 3263 nucleotides long. RefSeq names its product endonuclease, poly(U) specific (gene ENDOU). Lineage: Eukaryota; Metazoa; Chordata; Mammalia; Dasyuromorphia; Dasyuridae. Gene Ontology annotation, biological process: immune response. Gene Ontology annotation, molecular function: scavenger receptor activity; polysaccharide binding; RNA endonuclease activity. The transcript is spliced from 10 exons. The coding region runs from base 275 to 1492 and encodes 405 amino acids. The record is from RefSeq and is a predicted model, not a curated record.